UGCAGGUUAUCCUAUUAUCAAUUGAGAUAAUUUUCUGCAUAUUUUUUUCAAUCUUCUCUAAUUCAUCCUUUUCCAGAUUAUGACUGUCUCGAAGCUCCAAAUCUUGUUGUUGUUGUUGUUGUUACUGUUCGUCUAUGGCCGCCAUCUGAUUGAAUCGAAAUGUGAAUUCAAAGCUAUUUAUAACUUUGGCGAUUCAAAUACAGACACAGGUGGGUUUUGGUCUGCCUUCCCGGCUCAAAACUCGCCUUUUGGAAUGACCUAUUUCAACAAACCUGUUGGCAGAGCCACCGAUGGAAGGGUGAUCAUUGAUUUCUUAGCACAGGGUAUUGGUUUACCUUUUAUCAGUCCAUAUUUAAAAUCAAUUGGUUCAAACUUUACAAAUGGAGCAAAUUUUGCAACUUUAGCAUCAACUGUUCUCAUUCCAAAUACUUCCUUAUUUGUAACUGGAAUUAGCCCUUUUUCUUUGGCCAUUCAAAUCAAUCAAAUGAAACAGUUCAAGGCUUUGGCUAUUGAGUUCCACUCCAAAGGAUCGAAGGAACUUCCUGCACCCGACACUUUCGCGAAAUCUCUUUACACGUUUUAUAUAGGCCAGAAUGAUUUUACAUCUGAUAUUGGAAAUGGUCUUGAUAGAGUUCUUAAGGAUGUUAUGCCCAAAGUAAUUGGCACAAUUGAUUGGUCUAUUAAGGAAUUAUAUAUCAUGGGUGGAAGAACAUUCAUGAUCCUUAAUCUUGCACCGGUUGGAUGUUAUCCUUCGAUGCUAGCUCAGAUUCCUCAUGAAAACUCUGACGUGGAUGAGUACGGCUGCAUGAAAUCGAUGAACGAGGGAGUUGUAGAGUAUAACGAGAUGUUGAAGAAGGCGUUGAAUGAAACUAGAAAACAAAUCCCGGAUGCUAAUAUUAUAUAUGUAGAUGUGCACUCGGUUCUUCUCGACCUCUUUCAACAUCCUACUUCUCAUGGAUUGAAGCAUGGGAUAAAAGCGUGUUGUGGAUAUGGAGGUGGGAUUUGGAAUUUCGAUGGAAAAUGUUAUUGUGGAAAUCAUAAGACGAUAAAUGGAAGGACUAUAACGGCCAGAGCAUGUGGAGACCCGCAAAACUAUGUGAGCUUUGAUGGGAUUCAUGCGACGGAUAUAACCAACAAGAUUGUGACACAAGCUAUAUUGAGCGGCUCGAUCUUUGAGCCUCCUUUCGCAAUGAACAAACUUUGUGAUCUCCAGCCUAUUGUCUAAAAAUUUUAAACAUUAUGGAAGAUUUGCACCAUGGGUUGGAUAAUUCAAACCA
Impatiens glandulifera is the source of this 1277-nucleotide messenger RNA. Its product is annotated as GDSL esterase/lipase At4g01130. The coding region runs from base 80 to 1225 and encodes 381 amino acids. The transcript has 5 exons. Lineage: Eukaryota; Viridiplantae; Streptophyta; Magnoliopsida; Ericales; Balsaminaceae. The record is from RefSeq and is a predicted model, not a curated record. Gene Ontology annotation, molecular function: hydrolase activity, acting on ester bonds.